Pollicipes pollicipes is the source of this 1919-nucleotide messenger RNA. Its product is annotated as bifunctional arginine demethylase and lysyl-hydroxylase JMJD6-B. The record is from RefSeq and is a predicted model, not a curated record. The transcript is spliced from 7 exons. NCBI's taxonomy places the organism in Eukaryota, Metazoa, Arthropoda, Thecostraca, Pollicipedomorpha, Pollicipedidae. Gene Ontology annotation, molecular function: 2-oxoglutarate-dependent dioxygenase activity. The coding region runs from base 1 to 1014 and encodes 337 amino acids.
AUGACCCGCACGGAGCCGGACGGGAAGGAAUUGGGCGGCCGCGUGGCGGCCAUCCUGGCGCGCUGCCGGCAGCUGCACGUGGAGCCGGCCCAACUGCGCAGCCUGUCCGGCUACGACCGGCUGCAGCAGGCAGCGAGCGGCAAGCAGCCCCGCUGGCAGCCCUGGCUGCUACCCGGCCUACUAGCCAUCCUACUGGCCGUCUUCGUCCACCAGGAGCUGUACACAGUGCAAGGCCUGUCGCGGCUCAUCUUGUGGGUGGAGGGUCUCAACGUGGAGAAUGAGCCGUGCAUGAUCGAGAUGCAUCCGAUAAUGGCCGACCUGACGGCGGCGCCAAACAACUGCAGCAGGUGCUCAGAUGUGCUGGACGUGGACCGGGUCUCCAACAUCACUCCGCAAGAGUUCGAGCUCAAGUACGCGUACUCGGGCCGACCCGUCAUCAUCACGGACGGCACCGCCAACUGGACGGCCCCCGCCGUCUUCAACUUCCAGUUCUUCAAGGAGCUGUAUGCGGAAAGCUCGGGAAGACUCGCGGCGGACAGCACGGAGGCGGGCUGCCAGUUCUUCCCAUACAAGACUAACUUCGACGGCCUGAGUGACGUGUUCUCCAUGUCGGCGGCCCGGGCCAACAUGCAGAAGGGCGAGGAGCCGUGGUACAUCGGCUGGUCUAGCUGCGACUCGGCGGCGGGGAACGAACUGCGCCGCCACUACACCCGGCCUUACUUCCUGCCGGAGACGGCCGAGUCGACCCGACUCGACUGGAUCUUCAUGGGCACGCCCGGAUUCGGCGCACAUUUGCAUAUUGACCACGUGAAGCACCCGUCGUGGCAGGCGCAGCUGCAUGGCCGCAAGAUGUGGACGCUGGAGCCCCCACGCGAGUGUCUGUCUGUCUGCCGCAGCAUGGACGUCACCGUCAACCAGGGGGAGAUCAUUGUGCUGGACACCAACAUGUGGUACCACAUGACGCAGAUCGUGUCGGACGAGAUCAGCAUCACCAUCGGGUCCGAAUACGACUGAGCCCCGCGCCGCUGUCAUCUGCAUGGACGUGCGCACGCCUGCGCGAUGCAUUCUAGUCGCCCGGCACGCGCACUUAUUCCGGUGGAUCUAAAAACGCCAAUGGUGGAGAAAAUCUGCUGCAAAGCUACAAAAUGAGAGACGUUUAUUCGCUGGGCUGCUGGGUCCGCGAAAUACCAAAGGCAACCAUCAUACACCGCCACGGGUACGCGACGUGUGGUAGCCAAGACCUUAUAAUAACAGCACAACAGCCCAGUGGCAGCGAAGUCGUAAGAGUUCUUGAACUCAACUCGAGGAUCAGAAGGCAACGAUGCUGAACGAGGUGAUCGAAUCGCACAUAGUCAAAAAUCAAGUACUUUCAAGUGAGCGGCUCUGGUUAGAUUACCACCACCGGACCCCCUCAAAUUAAUUGCUCGGAGUUUGAAAUACAAUGCGUUUUUUCCUACCUUGGUCAGCAAUAGUUAGGAUCUGCGAAGAGAGUAAAGAUAAAAAAGCACGUCGUGACUCCUACAUGACUCAUCAAGAGCAAACCUGCACAAAAUAUAAAAACCUGCACAAAAUAUUUAUUGUUCUCGUCAAUUUUGUGUUCGCAGUAGUUCUUCCCUGUAAGCACAGCAAGAAAAAUUCUCCAAUUUGGCAUCUUUGCAGCACAUUUUUGCCAAUAUUGGCGUAUUGUAUCUGCCGGAAUAAACAUGCGCCCCGCGGCCGACAUCGCGGCUCCGCGCGGACCUCGAGAUACUCUCCUGAGCCAGAUCGGCGAUCGGGAGAUGUCACCCUGACCCCGGAGCCGACCCCGGCUCGAGAGGUCUCACCCUUGGCCCGUGCAUGUGUGGUGACGAGGUGGGCCGUCGCCACCUCCGUGUGGACUAGCGGUCGAGUCGCCGACCGCCAUUCAGCAACGAGGCGUA